This is a messenger RNA of Talaromyces marneffei, 441 nucleotides long. RefSeq lists its product as uncharacterized. The transcript has a single exon. NCBI's taxonomy places the organism in Eukaryota, Fungi, Ascomycota, Eurotiomycetes, Eurotiales, Trichocomaceae. The record is from RefSeq and is a predicted model, not a curated record. Bases 1 to 441 code for a protein of 146 amino acids.
AUGGAGGCAGAUAUCUUCUCUAUUAACUCAACACAGUACUGUGAGAGUCAUACAAAUGAUGUCUCUGGUAUUUAUGAUGCCUUGGCAGAAAACGCAGUGGGAGAUCUAUUCGACAUAGAGUCCUUCGACCUGUCGAAUAUUUUCGAUGAGAAUUCAAACAUCCUGACACCAUUCAAUCCAAUAAUUCUUGACAACGCUCUUCAAUCGGGUGAAGGUUUCACGCACACGGAAUUUCAGACCUCCCUGCCUCUUAUGAGCGAAUCAGUGGAAAAUCUAUCCAGCAUAGAGUCCUUCAACAUGUCGAAUCUCUUCGAUGACAAUCCAAACCUCCUAACACCAUUUCUUGACAACGCUCUACAAUCGGGCGAAAGUUCCUCGCACUUGGAUUUCCAGAGCUCUCUACCUCUUUUGAGCGAAUCAGUGGAAUAUCGCCCUCUAUAG